Drosophila willistoni is the source of this 1521-nucleotide messenger RNA. RefSeq names its product sensory neuron membrane protein 1. The transcript has 7 exons. The record is from RefSeq and is a predicted model, not a curated record. The coding region runs from base 1 to 1521 and encodes 506 amino acids. Gene Ontology annotation, molecular function: scavenger receptor activity. Gene Ontology annotation, cellular component: cytoplasm; membrane. Lineage: Eukaryota; Metazoa; Arthropoda; Insecta; Diptera; Drosophilidae.
AUGGAGAGAAAGGACUUCUAUAAAUGUGAACUGUUUAACGAUAAGGGUCUCAAUAGCCAUCGAGCAGUUCAGGUUGUCAUGUAUUUAAAACUUAUAAUUGGGUUCUUUCUGGUGCUGCUGCAGGGCGCACUUAUUGGAUUUUUAGGCUUUCCAAAGGCCUUCGAUGGGCUACUUCGUAAGAAAAUAAAUUUAAAACCAGGCACACCAUCACGUGUUGUUUGGGAGAAACUGCCAUUUCCCAUGACCUACAAAGUUUAUGUUUUCAAUGUGACCAAUGAGCAUGAGAUAGGUCAAGGAGCUAAGCCCAAAGUGGCAGAAAUAGGACCCUUUGUCUUUGAAGAAUGGAAGGAUAAGUAUAAUAUUGAGGAUAUAGAAGAUGAGGAUGCUGUCAGCUUCAAUAUGCGUAAUACAUUUAUAUUUCGUCCGGAUCUGGGACUUGAUGGGGAACAACUAAUAACUAUGCCCCACCCCUUGCUACAGUUUAUGGCCAUCACUACUUUACACAACUUCCCCGAAAAUCUUCCUGGCCUGGCUAUGGGGCUAGAUCUCUUGUUUAAACCGCAAAGCGCUUUCGUGACUUCAUCCUUCAUGGAUCUUUUCUACCGGGGCAUUGAUGUUAACUGUGCGGACGAGCAUCCUGCAGUCCAAGCCAUUUGCGGCAACUUUCAAAAAGGACUUGUGCCAGGAGCAAUUCCUGUAAAUGCCACCCACUACAAAUUCUCACUUCUGGGAUCGACCAAUCACACAAAUGCUGGCAGGUUCAAGGUAUCUCGAGGAAAGUCCAAAAGUUUUACACUCGGUCAGGUAUUGACUUUUAAUGGCCAGGAUAGACUUAACGUUUGGCCAAAUUCAAGCACGGGUAGCUGCAAUCAAUUGAGUGGCACAGACGGCACCAUCUUUGCUCCAUCCAAGCGUCUUUAUAAGAAUCUUUGGAGCUUCUCUGCAGCACUCUGCUGUUCUGUCAGUUUCCGUCUAAGUGGUCGCACGAUCUACAAUCAUCUUCCAGCUUUGCGUUACGAUCUGGAUUUCAGAGAGCCUAAUAUCUGUUGUAAAUCCUCUAAAAACUGGAUUAGUGGUACUGUGGACCUUGAGAGAUGCACUGGCACACCCAUGUUGGCGUCUCUACCGCAUUUCCUCAAGAGUGACUUGCCGCCAGACAGAUUGGUGGACGGAUUAAUGCCCAACACUGAGAGUCAUUCGAGUGGAAUGGUUUUUGAGCAGAUAUCUGGCACAGUGUUGGCAGUCCACAAUCGUCUGCAGUUCAGUCUACAAGUUGAGCCAGUUCCUCAAGUUUCCGUCAUGUCCAAGCUGAGGGCUCAAGUCAUGCCUUUGUUUUGGAUUGAGGAGUCUUUAGAGUUGAAUGAAAUGUUUGCCAAAAGCUUGUACAAACAGAUAUUCUUACCCAUGAGCAUCAACAAUAUAUACCGCUGGAUCUCGAUUGUGAUUGGUGGCUUGGGCCUGGCAGUCGGCAUCUUUCUCAUGUAUAGGCAACAAACUGCCCAGAGAGUAGGUGCAAAUUGA